Tuber melanosporum (Perigord truffle) is the source of this 312-nucleotide messenger RNA. RefSeq lists its product as uncharacterized. The transcript has a single exon. The record is from RefSeq and is a predicted model, not a curated record. The coding region runs from base 1 to 312 and encodes 103 amino acids. NCBI's taxonomy places the organism in Eukaryota, Fungi, Ascomycota, Pezizomycetes, Pezizales, Tuberaceae.
AUGUCAAUAACCUAUGGGAGCAUCAGCUCCGACGGGUCAACAAAAUCGGAGAAGAUCAUCAAAGAUGUUACAGAGGUAACUACCUCAUGCACCUACUACCCCCAACGGGUCUUUUGUCUGCGGCCAAGUUCACAGAGCCGGCGCUCACUCUUAUGGAGAAGGCUUCCGGUCGAGGACAUAAGAUCUCGUGGCUUAAUCCAGGGCGAUUCCGUUUUCGCUGGACAUCCUCUAGGCGAAAACUCUGCACUUGCUGGUUUGGCUGAGGUCAUGCCAAUUGAGUUUUGGUCUCCGUCGUCUUCUACCGUGGUUUGA